UUGGAGGUUUCGCGUAUCGGGCUAGGAUGCAUCGUCUUUUUUACUGAGCUGGAGCCAUCUAUUACUGUCACCGAGCAAAACCUGGCAGACCGAGUUCGGUAUAUCUUACGCUCAAAUAUAUUUGAUGGCGCCGAACUCGAACGGCUACGACGUGAGGCUGUUCCCUCAUCAAAUGAAAACGCUACGACUGAGGGUGCGGUGCCACAAGUUGCAGAACAACCCGCACACGUGGAUGCCGCCGAGAAUACCCCAGUGGUUGCUGAUUCAAAUGAUGAUGGAACAUUCACCCAGGAACUAGAAAUAGAGCAAAUGAGGAGUACAUUGGAAGAGGCGAUUAUGGAAACGCGCAGUACGCCUCUCGAAAAUCGACCGCGACUUCCCCGCAUAGCCCUAAGCAAGCGGAAUCGGGCUGUCGUGAGGGCUCUGAACCCAAUGCUGGUGACCUAUUUGGAAGCCAGCCGGGACCUUUGCGAGACGGACUCAAUUCUCUUUGGCGCCGCACUGGCAGUCUGCCGUAUUAUAGGCGUCAAACUUUCCACGGCUGGACGCACUACUGGACAAAGUAGUGCUAUCCCAGCCUGGAGAACAAGAAUUGAAGAACGUAUCGCAAAGGCUAGGGCCCUCAUCGGCAGACUGAUAUGCUUCAGGUCAGGCAAUACCAGGCCAAGGAUUGUGCGCACCGUCAGGAUGGCGUUUGCUGGGACAAAUGUUAGUUUGUCCCAGCCGGAUAUAAUGCAAAAACUGACGGAGCGCAUAGACGACCUGAAGCAGAGAAUCGCUGCUUGGGGAAAGCGAAUUCGGCGAUAUACCGAGAGGUCGACACGGUUCAACCAGAAUCGUCUCUUCCAGAGUGAUCAGAAGAGGCUCUAUAAAUCAUUGGAGCGACCAAUGGUAAGUGGAACGGGCCCAGUACCGAAUCAGGCCGACACGGUCGCAUUCUGGCGCAGCCUGUGGUCAGAGCCCGUAAACCACAACGAGGGCCCUUGGACGGAAGUUGUGGCGAGUCAGUGUGCGGGUAUUACGCCCAUGGACCCCGUCACCAUAACGCCGGAUGACGUAGCUGAGGCGGUCCGUAGGGCCCCGAACUGGAAAAGUCCGGGACUCGACGGGCUGCAUCACUACUGGCUGAAGGGGUUCGUGCGUGUAACCAUGGCAACGUUAUGUGGCGUCAUGUGUUCAUCUCCGCUUGUGGAAUAG
Messenger RNA from Parnassius apollo (apollo), 1197 nucleotides. The record is from the annotation of a GenBank genome assembly. NCBI's taxonomy places the organism in Eukaryota, Metazoa, Arthropoda, Insecta, Lepidoptera, Papilionidae.